AUGGGCAAGUCGGUGCUAAAGGCCUGGAUGCUUAGUUGGGCUAUGGUCCAUGAGACCAAGGGGCUGGUCCUGCUGCCGAACGAACGCAUCAUAUACACCUCCCCGCUGCGCACAAGCAUAGCUCUCAAGUCCAUCCACCCAGGCCCCGACAAGCAGUCCUUCGCCAGGCAGGCCAGCACCGGCCAUGUCCACCUCACCAACCAGAGAAUCGUCUACCUCCCCUCGCAACCCACACAAGAGUUCCAGUCCUUCUCCGCGCCCCUGCUGAAUCUCAUAGACACCCACGUUGCCGCACCCUUCUUCGGCCCUAAUGUAUGGAACGCAGUCGUCCAGCCGGUCUCGGGCGGUGGGAUUCCGGCUUCCUUUGCAGCCAUACAGCUUAAACUCACCUUCAAGGAUGGAGGGGCGUUUGACUUCCACUCGAACUACGAGCAGAUCAAGGAGCGUCUGCAACAAGCCGUCGAGCGGGCCAGGGAGAGCGGGCUGAUAUCCGGGGACGGGGCGCAGGUAGGAGGCUCCGGACGAGACGGCGGUGCGUUUGGCGUCGUCGACUUUGCGAAUGUGCAUCUCGAGGACUUGCCGGCGUACGAGAGCAAUUCUACCACCGGUAAUAAUCAUGAUAUAUCAGGAACACUCCCCCCACAAACAACAACCACCACAACCACAACCACAACGACUGCAACGGCCACAUCAGCUGCAAACGAGGAUAGCAGGUCCGGCCGGCCGUCGUUCGAGACGCCUACUGAUCCGCCGCCGGGGUAUGAGGAGGUGCAGCAGCAGAGCGUCGCCAACGAGCUGGAGAACCAACUCCGCCGCCGCCGUCAGUAG
Messenger RNA from Trichophyton benhamiae CBS 112371, 828 nucleotides. RefSeq lists its product as uncharacterized. NCBI's taxonomy places the organism in Eukaryota, Fungi, Ascomycota, Eurotiomycetes, Onygenales, Arthrodermataceae. Gene Ontology annotation, biological process: positive regulation of DNA-templated transcription. Gene Ontology annotation, molecular function: transcription coactivator activity; chromatin DNA binding. The record is from RefSeq and is a predicted model, not a curated record. Bases 1 to 828 code for a protein of 275 amino acids. Gene Ontology annotation, cellular component: nucleus. The transcript is spliced from 2 exons.